Messenger RNA from Cucurbitaria berberidis CBS 394.84, 3426 nucleotides. RefSeq names its product glycosyltransferase family 90 protein. Lineage: Eukaryota; Fungi; Ascomycota; Dothideomycetes; Pleosporales; Cucurbitariaceae. The record is from RefSeq and is a predicted model, not a curated record. The coding region runs from base 82 to 3030 and encodes 982 amino acids. The transcript has 4 exons.
UCAUAGCCCACAACAUCACGACUCACUCAAUCCAUGCCAAACGACUCGAUGCCCUCCGACGAGCGCUAGCCCUCUGCUCCAAUGCACCCGGUCGUGUCUCUAAUUGCCGAGAAUGUCGUCAAAUACCACCAACUGUUCGCUCCGCUGCUGUUCAGCAUCGUCGCAGCUGUCGCAAACGUCCAUUCCCCCGUCCAACACUCGCUGCUCGUGACUGCCGUGUCAUGGCUGCUAAUAUGGAUGCCCAUCAUAUUCCGAGUAGGGAUUUAUUCGAAGAGUGGCAGCCAAAAAAGGAAGACAAGCUGGCUCGCAGGUGCAUUCUUAGGUCUGUCCCAGAUAUGUGACAGAGCUGCUUGCGACAAGGAGGGGAUCUGGGCGACAAAGGCUUUCGUCCCGCUCUUCGCUGUUCUCAUCUCCCAAAACGAGUUACUAGCAAAGCACAUCGCAUUGCCUUCACACACACUUCUCGAUGACCCCGCGGCAAAGACCACCACCCCUCCUGAGACCCACGCGUAUACUGGCUCGUACCGAAUAUUGGCUGCCCUCAUCGUCUCUGCGAGUGCUGUCCUCGCCACCUACGUUGCGCCUACAACCUCCGCUCUCGGUUUCAGCAGUGCCAUGUUUGCGGCAACCGGCCUGGUGCUAUUCGAGGCGGCCAUGAAAAGUGCGGAAGAUGAUGGCGAGAACAACACACGCGGGUUGGUAUCUGCAAAUGGGUCCUUCUCACGCCGAAAUUCGGUAGGCGGCGCCCAAAGAGAACAACAGCUAGCAGUUCUGAGAGAUGUUGCGGCUACCAUUACGACAGCAUGCGGCAUUGCAUCCUAUCUAAUAGAGCCUUCCAUGAUUGCAAACAUGAUCUCCUGGGAGCCAGUUUACAGAUCUUAUGGCCGGGACUGGAGAACUGUACACAACUACCGGGUUCUGCAGCAGGUUCUGUGGAUGAUACCUAUAAACGUCACUGUGAAUGUCCUUACUUUCAUCAUGCUUUUCCAGCAAGGCGCUGUACAUACAUCCCUUUUAUCAUUAUUUUCAUACACAUGCGCGAAGCUGCAUUUCACACCUUCAUUUUCGGGUAUAUGGUUCACCAUUAUAUACGGCUCAUCGGCGCUUCUUAAUUCAUUCGGGUCGUCAUUUUCUGUCUCUGUUUCCGAUAUACGGACUUCUAUACGGAUUAGACGCAUCGUGUUUGGAGUCACGACGCUUUCGAUUGGAGUUUUGCUGUUCCGUUACGCAUAUGGAGCACGCUACUACCGAUACUCCCUGGAUACUUCUCUCGCCUUCCCUAGUGUCCCUCCGCCGUCGCCCUUUGAUCCCAUGCAGGUCGACCUUAGCAAAGGACAUCCAGCCGCUCAGUUGAUCAAUGCUGCGGAGACCGACUUUCAGAAUACCCUGAGUCGGCAAUCGAAAUCUCUUGCUGAUGCUGUUCGGGAGUAUCGCCGGAGACACGGAAUAGCGCCACCUCCACGUUUCGAAAAAUGGUACGAGUUUGCCACCCGCAAUAGUGUAGUGAUGAUCGAUGAGUUUGAUACAAUAAAUCAAAUGCUACUUCCAUUCUGGGCACUCAAGCCGGCGACAAUUCGAUCACGUAUCACCAACGCGCUUGGCCACGAAGACAGUGCUUUGAUUGCAGUAGCCAUACGAAACGGGGCGGUGGAGCAUUUGGAGAAUGGUGAUGAAUGGCAACAACAAGCCACUGCUGGUAUGAUGAAGGACUUCGUGGAAUACCUACCCGAUAUGGACCUCGGCUUCAAUAUCCACGAUGAGCCUCGAGUGGUCGUACCCACCAAUCUCUUGGCUUCUAUGAUUUCCAAAGCAAGAGACGAAGUUCUACCGCGUGCUGCAAAGAUUGCUACACCUCGGAACUCUUUUUCAGCCCGCCCCACGGAGAUGAACGACGGUAAACGCUUCGCCGAAACAAGUACUACCAAGUUCAAUAGGUUUGCGCAUCAGCAGACGUGGACACACUCCCGACUAUCAUGUCCUGCCAACACCCAAUCGCAGACAUUUGAAGAUUACGCGGCCGACAAUCUUACAGCUUUUUCCGCCAGUCCACUUGGCUACCUCUACAAUGUGACCGCUUUCUCUGACAUCUGCAACUCGCCCUCUCUCUCAUCAACUUUCGGUUUCUUCGAGCGACCGAACACCUUCAACAUCAUCCACGAGCUCACGCCCGUCUUCUCACAGUCCAAGAUUUCUAGCUUCCAAGAUCUUCUUUACCCUAGCCCGUGGUACUGGAUCGGCAAGGUGGGCUACAAUGAGAGUCAUGACACAAACUGGGAGAACAAGACCAACAGUCUCUAUUGGCGCGGUUCCACCACAGGUGGCUUCAGUCGCAAUGGCGGCUGGAGACGUCAGCAUCGUCAACAUAUCGUUCGCCGCCUCAACGCUCCUGACAAAGCACAGAUUGUUGUGCCUGCUCUCGAAUCCGCCGAUGUUCACGCCGAUCAGACAGCCUACUCUCUUGUAGACAUCGACCGUAGAUCUCACAAACACCUCAUCGACGUCAAAUUUAGCCACGUCGGCCAGUGUGACCCCGGCGACUGCGAAGCACAAAAGGAAUUCUUCCAAGUCACGGAUCGCGUUGACGGCCAAAAUGCCUGGUACAACAAGCACUUGCUCGAUAUGGACGGUAAUGCGUUCUCUGGACGCUUCUACAGCUUUCUCAAGAGUCGUAGUCUGACGUAUAAGAUGGCUGUCUUCCGCGAAUGGCAUUCAGAGUGGCUACGCCCGUGGGUGCAUUACAUACCCCUCAGUUUGAGAGGUGAUGAACAUCUAGAUCUGAUCAAGUGGUUUGGUGGCGAUCAUUCCACUGCGGAAAAGAGCCCCCCGAAGACAGAGAAGAUACCAGACAAGGGCGGAAAUGGUGAUUCGCUAGGUGAGCGCAAAGCGAGAGAGAUUGCUCAACGAAGUACGGAGUGGCAUGAUAAGGUACUACGGAAUGUGGACUUUGAAGUAUGGCUCUUUAGGUUGUUGCUUGAAUAUGGCAGAGUCGUUGACGACAAUAGAGAGGAGAUAGGGUAUCCCGGACCGUAACAAUCCGAGCCUUUUGUACAGUGGCUUCCUAGCCUGAUUGUAUAUGGUGGUUUAGACUCAUGUAGCAAUACUGGUAUAUAUGGUGAGGUGUUCACCUAAGACAAUUACUUUCCAAAGCACUAUCACUCGCACUGGUGAUCACUCAUAACCUCCCUUGCUUCAUCAACGCUCCCUAGCGUUUCGUAUCCUUAUACUGAUAGUCCGCUAACGCAUCUACCAUCUAAUCUACAUGCCCCGUGGCCAUGCACAGAGUAGACAUGGGGAGCUUGUAAGCAGCAGUAGGAAAUGUUUGAGGGGCCUACAAAAGAACAAGCCAGAUUCCAGUGUCCAUCCCAAUCCCGAUCUUCUUGUCAUUCCCAACAUAUCAAAUCUAGCCCUCCAACACGUAGAGCCUGC